AUGGAUAUAAAGACCUUGCUGGACAAUCUUCAUGAUGAAGUAUCCUGUUCUGUGUGUAUGUGUACAUUCACUGAUCCAAAGCAGUUGCCUUGUUUGCACAGUUUCUGUCUUCACUGCCUCAAAGGAAUUCAACGAAAGAGCGGCCUCCAUGGCAAAAUUACAUGCCCCGAGUGUAAAAGACAGUUUGAGAUCCCUGGAAGUGGAAAUCCCAGCGAACUUCCCACCAAUGUUCGUAUCAACAUUUUGCUAGAUGUCUCGUCAAUUAAAGAGUGCAGUACAGCUAACGUGAAAUGCGGAAAUUGCGACAAGCGGAGUGCCCAGACAUUAUAUUGCUUCCAGUGUUGUUCUUUCUGGUGCAAGCAAUGUAUUUUAGGACAUAACAUAAUACGCACUAAUAAAGAACACAAAACGCUGCUACUGAAGGAUUUUCAAGAUCAAGACUUCGAGGCUGUGUUAAAGCGACCAGCAAUUUGUCAGAAGAAACAUCAUGAAAAAGAAGAACUGAAGUUCUUUUGCAGGGGCUGUAAAGUCGCCAUUUGCAACACUUGCGCUGUAACGCUUCAUGAAGGUCAUGGUAAGAUGCCCUUGCAAGAAGCUGCAGAUGCGUGCAAGAUACAGAUCAACUCCAUGAUUUACGGGGGGUGACAGCUCUAACAAGGGCUGUUUCGGGAGAGAAACAAAUACAUUCCGGGAAUCUGGAGAUUUUGCCGGGAAUCGGGAAACCUGGGAAAUUUUGCGGGAAAUAUGAGAUAUUUUCGGGACAUUGAGCAAAGAUUUGAUAUUACAUGUUAUCAAACAAUAUAUGUACAGUGAUAUGCACCCAGUGUAUGCGCUUGAAAACGGCUGAACUCCCCAUGAUAUGAAAAGACCAAUCAGCAACGUUUCCAACUAAAAUAGCAUGAAGUUCGAGUGGGAUUGACCUCGUGCAAUCCCCAGCGGAUUGACACAAUAACCGUACCGGUGCAAGGCACAUACUAUCAGUUCACACCAGAUCCCAUCAUUCAGUAGUUCAGGGGUAUUUUUACGCUGCACGUUAACGAGUUUUAAGAGCACAUUCCACUGAUUGCAUACUGGAAAACUUGAAAGAAGUACGUAAGGAGUAUGUAAGAAAAAAACGAAACUCAUUUAACCUUGUUAAACACAAAUGAGGCCAUAAAAAGUUGUAUGUCUGUGAAGACUCUUUAAUCAUCCUGAUCUCGUCGGGGUCCUUCCGAUUUUGCUCGAAAAUCCCGAAUCCCGAUCAAUAUGCGUUCGGGAUAGGAAAAUUUCAGAUUUCGACAGUUGUUCUGAAAUUUUCAAAUGAAAGGACAAUUGACUUCGAGAACAUUUUGGACAGAAUUUGUCCUCUCAGAACACUAGAAUGGCGUUUCAGAGGGACCAAGAUUUCAAAAUUUUCUGGGGGAGCAUGCCCCCAGACCCCCCUAGAGGGAUUGCCCCCUUCACUGCUCGCCUGAUUCAUCGGUGAUUAAAAAACAAAAAAACACGAUUUUAUAUACUUAAAAAGUUUGACAGCCUUUCUGUGUUAACAUGAUACCCUCUAACGAAAAAUAACUACGUUUAGAUAAUUAACAAGUUACAUAAUUAACAAGAAACUGCUAAUCAAAAUUUUAAUUUUAAUUGUUAAAACAAUUUUGGGAAGUUAAACAUUUAUGGGGAAUGCCACCGAAAAAUUCGGGAGGGUCGACGAAAUUUCCGGGAGGACAUAAAGUUAUUCGUAGGACUGCCCAAACAGCCUUUGUUAGAGUUGUCACCCCCCGUAUGAUUUCUUCCUUGAAAGAUAAAAUGGUGGAAAAGAGAAAGGAAGUCGAACAACUCAACCAAAAGAGCAUGGAAGUUCAAGCGCAAGUAGCAGACGUAAAAAGCCAAGUGCAAACGAAUGUAGACCAAAUGAUUGCAAUCAUUGAAGCGAGGAAACAGGAUGUUUUUAACGCGGUCGAAUAUCAAGCGAAAAAAUCACUUCAAUCACUUUCACAGAAAAAAGGCGAAGUUGAAAAUCAAAGAAAAUAAUUGAAUCAGCAAUUGCACGAACUGAAUCUCUGAUGAAACGAAACUUUAGUACAGAAAUUCUUGGAUUCAAUGAAACAUUUGAUAAAAUCCUACAGGAACAGGGAAGCCAAGGAAACCGUGACACUGAAUUUAUUCCUAGGUUUAGUUUCACUAAAAGUGAAAAACUGAUUAACGUGUUGAACAGUGAAGGUAUAGGUAGUGUAAAAAUUGUUUUUAACGAAUCUAAAGCGCAAAAAUCAGGGGUUAAACGCACGGCAAGCAGUGAGGCAAUUGCUGGGAAUAAAAGGCCAAAUGUUCGUGACAGUCCUCUUGAGGCUCAGGUACAGACCAAGCGUUACAUUCCUGUGCUAUCAUUUGGACUAGAAGGUAAGUGUGUUGGAAUGCUUAAAGCGCCCUGGGGGGUGGCAGUGAAUGACCAUGAUGAAAUUGCUGUGGCUGAACUCCUCAACCACAGGGUUUCAGUGUUUAGUAGUGACGGUACCCACUUAAGAUCGUUUGGUAGCGAGGGUCAGAAUGAUGGUGAGUUUAAUCAACCUUCAGGGAUCGCUUUUGACAGUCUUGGUAACAUUGUAGUGACAGACUGUAAAAACCACAGGGUGCAAGUCUUUGAUAGAAAUGGAAAGUUUCUCCAUAGGUUUGGUGAGUGUGGAAGUCUUGAUCACCAGCUUUUAAACCCUGCAGGUUUAUCAAUAAACGGUAACUGUGAUAUUAUUGUUACUGAUCUCCAUAACCAAUUAAUCAAGAUAUACUCUUCUAGUGGGGAGUAUUUAUGUAAAUUUGGUGGAGCAGCUUCUUUGGUCGAACCCUAUCACUGUAUCCAACACGGUCAAUAUUUUAUAGUCUCAGACUAUGGUGACGAUUCCGUUAAAAUGUUUGAUCUUGAAGGAAAGUUUAUUUCUAAAUUUGGAAAACGUGGGGAGAGGGAUGGACAGUUCAAUAGACCCCGUUAUUUGUCAGUUGACAAAGAAGGAUUGCUAAUGGUCUGUGAUUCAUACAAUCACAGAGUUCAGGUAUUUGAACUGAGUGGAAAGUUUGUUACAAAGUUUAGAAGUGAAGGUAGCGAGAGGGGAGCGUUAAAGUAUCCAGUUUCUACAGCAAGUCUUAGUGAUGGGAGGAUAGUUGUGAGUGAUAAGGAUAACCAUCGAAUCCAGAUAUUUGACCAAAUAUGAUAUGAUUUUAUCCUUAGAAAUGCAGCUACUUAAAAUUGUGAUAUACUACUAAUCGAUCUACAAUUACUCAUGUGUUCGGAAGAAAAACAUUUUGGACGUAGUUUAGUUUCUUAAGGAAACACUACUUUUCAGCUAUGAUAUAUUUUUAGUUUUUCUUCAGAAAAUAACAUCCUAUUUAAGAACCCAAAUAGCCUAAAUUUGUGCUAAUUACCAUUUGUGUAACAACCUGUUGUUGGGCCAGAAAAUGCAGGUUCUUCGGGUAGGUGUUUACUGUAGGAGAAUCUCUUGUUGUUGCUGUUUUCCAUUAGCUGACGUAAAAACUUAACUUGAAAUUGGGGGGCAGUGGCGCACCGUUUCUCGAAAGUCCCGAGAAUGUUUCGGGCCUUAAAAGCUGUUUUAUGUCAGUAACUUUGAAGAUGAUACAAUGAAAGUAUCAGUUAACAAAGUAAAAUUGACCAGUUUGUGAGCUCGGACUGAACUGUGCUGCUAUAAAUUCAACAGGUUUUGAUUUCAAAUUGUUUUCGGACCCAAAAGUUACCGGGCCGUUCGAGAAACGGGCCUCAAGAGUGUUCAAUUGGUAGAUAUAUUUUACAGGAGGGUUUUCAUUGUAAAUGCAUUUUAACUUGUUCAAAUAGCAAACUGCUCAGACAGAAGUAGUCAGGCUUUUUUACUUAGUACACUUUUCUAGUACUAUUAAUUAAAUGGUAGACUUGACACUCUCAAAAAGAGCCCAAAGUUUCUCCGAAAGGCGCUUUAGUGUGUAUCAUUUUUUCAUCUUCUUAUUAAACAAUGGACCAGUGUAUUUGUUUUUGUAGUUUCUUGUAUAAUGUGUGCCAAUAUGUACGAACAAUCGCUUAAUUUUCUUUAGAGAAUCAGUAGGAUACAAGCGACGAGUUGCAAGUCUUGAGACGCGAGAAUCGAGUGAAAUCAGUCUUCUAGGCCGAUGUUUUCGCUUCUUCCCUAACGCUCGUGUGCUGCUUGUGCCAUCUCCUUAGCUUUUGAAGAAAACUAAUAAACUGCUGGCAAUUUAAUACACGACAAAGGAUUUUGAAAAAGUGUAGAUUCUUAAUGUUUCGAGUUAAUGUGAAAAUUAUAAGUCACCACAGCAAUUGUCAAAUGAUAUAAGAACCAUUAAAAAAAACCUUGUAUUAAUCGUAGUGUGAUGGCUAUUAUGCUAUAAAUGUGAAAAUCUAAGCGUAAUGAUGUAAUACAUGUCAAUUUGUAAUAAACUUCAAUUCGCAUUUUAAAAUUUGCUUGGUUUAUCUCCUGAUACAUUUUUACCCUAGUGUUCAUUAUAACUUACCCUUACAAAUUUCAGAGAUUUUGGAAAAACUAAAACAAAAAAUUCGUUGUACUUUCUUAAAAAAGAAAGUACACGGCUAGAUAGAGCGAUAAAAUUUUCAUUCAAAAAUUCCCAGUGUAAAAUUACGUGACCAGUUCGGCGUGUAUCCAAGCCCUUUUUAACCGAAUCACGUCGAUUCUUUAAGUUCUCUUCAGUCUGAGUUCUCUUUUAACAUUUCAAAUGAGUUAAUGCUACGCGGGGCGUGGCCUGCCAGCAGCUUCUCUGCUAAGGGACUCAACGGUAUAACUUCGAGAGUUUUGACAAUCGGCAAAGACCAAAAUAUUAAUCGUUAGGGUGUUAAUCCCCGGUUAAAAAGCCAAAGGGAAAUCCGUUACAAAAUCUUAAAACGAUGAGUCUGCUUGCGCGGGCAUUAAGGGGCGUUGGUCAAUGCUGAUGCUACUAAGGGUGGAGUGGGUGAAGUGUGACUUAACCUGCGAUCAGGCGGUGCUUCUUCCUUUUUUGUUUUAGAGGCGAGGGGAAAAGGACGCCGUUCUUUUUUCCCCUUUCCCCGAAAAAAAGCCUGAUUAGGUGUGAAUGGGUUUAAGAAGAAACGAAGGAAAGAGGACUUCAUCGCAGUCUAUACCAGAAUACCUCGGCCCGCACUUCGAAAUAACAGACCGUCGAGCUUUGUUAUUAAAAAAGCUGGAUUAUUUUUUGUGGAUAUGUAGUUAAGUCCGAGGAAUAAAAUGAUGUCUUCCAGAUCUUCAAGGGUAAAGUCAUCUGCCUCCUUGUGGACAUAUGUGUCUUUAGGAUGGAUGCUCUGUCUGUUAAUUUGAAUAAAUAAAUAGCCAUUUGAAUAUUUAACAAUUAUUCCUCGAGCCCGAAUAGGCUAUUGACUCAGAGGCCAUGACGGCGAGAGAAAUAAUUGUUUUAGUAAAAUCCAACUAGUUGGUCAAAAAUAUAAAGAAUAAAUUCUAGCUAGUUAAAGCUAGACUUUAAUCCUUUUUUGCUGCGAACAAGCCGGCGCUUUUCGCCAUUAGUGGGCUAUAACAUAUAGCCUAGUAGUAGCUCAACCAAUCAGAAUGCAGCAUUGAUAAUAGACCACUUGUUGAAUUUUACUAAAAGAAUAUAUUCUUCUCUAGAACAAGCAUUUGAGUUCUGCCGGAGCUCGUUCGCAAAUACACACAAAACUUUACCAAAAUCGACCAGGAGAAACAUAAAAUCGAACAAAUUUGCAUUCUAAACCCCAAGUCUACCAGAUUAAAUAUGUGAACAUUGAUUUAUAAUUACGUCAUCAGUAAGGAGUUUAUGUCACUGAGACGGAGACGUUCCUCCUGGCAAAACGUCCUGAGCAGCGAGGAACGAAGGGAAAGGGCUGUUUUCGCAGGCUAGCCUGUCAGCCUGUCCCGUCUGCCUGUCUGUCUAUCUGCCUAUCUAUCUGUCUGACUAGGACCAAGGAUUAACGCAGUUGGUCAGGAGCCCGGGCUGUUCGAUUGCCAGGUGUGACCUACUCGAUACUUUUGUCGGCUUCUUUCCUUUCCGUGGAGUUAAAGUAGCUUUUACUACCCGUCUGAAAAGAAGCACCUCAUGGAGGAGGGUGGUAAAAUCAGCGCACGGCUCGCGUAGCCUCAGGUUAGUCAGUCGUUUGCGUAUGUGCUAUUAAGUGUUACCAGCCUUUCACAAACUGAUUGGGUCUUUAUCCAUCCGUUCUUCCGUCAGUAGGGAGGUUAAGCAACAUCAACGUGACAGGUACGAAAACGUCACUUAAAAAGUGAAGUCGCGCUGCUUCAAACCUUAUGGCGCUUAUUCUAUCUCUUUCAGUUCGUCAAAUGUUGGCAGUUUUUUCUGGAGUUUAAUUCUAUUUCAGGAAAAGAAACCAAACUCGUUGUCUUGUGUUCACAUUCUCAACAAAAUGUGAAAUUAGGCAUUUUCACGUCGUAGUCGUGCAGUGACGGCAAAGAAAUGUACGCGAUGUACGUGCAGAGUUGUUGUUUUGCCGAUCUAAACCUUUAACUCUUUUUUGCCGUUCUCGUUGACGUCGCCGUCGUCGUUGCUUUAGCUCCCUAAUCCUGUUUUCUGUGUGCCCCUCUGUAUAUCAAUUUGCCCCACCCUCCACCCUCCUCCCCCCUCCCCUUUUCGCAAACUCCUCUCGAUACACUUUGUUACUGACUCUAGAGGUGAGAGCUAAAACAACUGACUGGAAAUGAAUAUUACAAAAUUCAGCUGAACUAGCUCUGGUAUUGGUUAAGGGUUCCAGGGUUUCAGCGGCACAUCCACACCCCGGAAUUCCUAAAGUACCCCUUCCCCCCCCUCCCGCCCGACAGAAAGCUCCUAUAUGGGUUAAAAACGUUUCCUAGUUUAAGAAAGUUCACUAUCUAAACAUUCCUUGUCUCAGAAUAAAUAUUACUUUAAUAUUUAUGAGUUCCUCAAACGAUGAAUUCACGCAUAAGUAGGAAAAUUAAAAAAACAGAUGUUUGUGUUGGUUUCCGGCGGCCAUAUUGGUGCGCCUCAAAGGGACAUUUUAUUUCAUUUUCAAUAGCAAUCAAUUUUUUGAUUGAAAUGAACGUCAACAUAGCAUCUCCAUACAAUGCUUUAUUAAUUUGGGUAAAACGUUUUUCCGAAUAUCUCGCAUAUGAAAUAUAGCACAGAUCUGAUUCUUGGCGAGGUUUUUUGAAUAUUUAUCUUCUUUCAUUUCCUAGAUUCUAGACUUUCUGUAUUGAAUGGUUUUCAUUUUUAUUUUCGAUGGCGUGACAGUGAGAAUAGAAUGAAAAUGAUUUUCCUGCUCCCUCUUCGUGCGCGCCCUUGUCAUCCCUCCAGCCAAAAAGCUACUGACAUGCGUGAAUGUACUGGUACAGUGGAAUGGCAGGUCCUAACAAAGUGAUAAUUUUUUAAAUACAUGUGGAGACAUUGAACGAAGGAGAGGCUUCACAUCUAGAAAGGAUAACCUGGCCUCGUUACCUGUUUUAUACUUCAGAAUGAAUGUCGCGUGCGGAUUUUUGACUGCUUUAAAGUGAUGCAGUCUUAUUAUUUAGCUGCCGAAAAAAAUUGUGACAGACAAUAGUUCAUGCUUUGUAGAGCAGAACAACAGUUCUAAGAAAACCAGGAUAUUACGUCAAAACGUCAAACAAUGCAAGAGAUUCUGUUUAAUUGGAAGGCAUUACACCGCAUGGCCAACAAGAAGCUUUAUAGAAUAUUUUAAACACACUCCCGACCUUUUCCAUGGAUAUACAGACCUUGCUGCACAAUCGUCAUGAUGAAGUAUCCUGUUCUGUGUGUAUGUGUACAUUCACUGAUCCAAAGCAGUUGCCUUGUUUGCACAGUUUCUGUCUUCACUGCCUGAACGGAAUUCAACGAAAGAGCGGCCUCCAUGGCAAAAUUACAUGCCCCGAGUGUAAAAGACAGUUUCAAAUACCUGGAAACGGAAAUCCCAGCGAACUUCCCACCAAUGUUCGUAUCAACAGUUUGCUAGAUGUCUUGGCAAUUAAAGAGUGCAGCACAGCUAACGUGAAAUGCGGAAAUUGCGACAAGCGGAGCGCCCAGACCUUGUAUUGUUUCCAGUGUUGUUCUUUCUGGUGCGAGGAAUGUAUUUUAGGACAUAACAUAAUACGCACCAAUAAAGAACACAAAACUCUUGCACUGAAGCAUUUUCAGGAUCAAGACUUCGAGGCUGUGUUAAAGCGACCAGCAAUUUGUCAGAAGAAACAUCAUGAAAGAGAAGAACUGAAGUUCUUUUGCAAGGACUGUAAAGUCGCCAUUUGCAACACUUGCGCUGUAACGCUUCAUGAAGGUCAUGGUAAGAUGCCGUUGCAAGAAGCUGCAGAUGCGUGCAAGAUACAGCUCAACUCCGUGAUUACUUCCUUGAAAGAUAAAAUGGCGGAAAAGAGAAAGGAAGUCAAAAAAUUCAAUCAAAAGAGCAUGGAAGUUCAAGCGCAAGUAGCCGACGUAAAAAGCCAAGUGCAGACGAAUGUAGACCAAAUGAUUGCAAUCAUCGAAGCGAGGAAACAGGAGGUUUAUGAAGCGGUGGAUAAUCAAGCGAAAAAAUCACUUGAAACACUCUCUCAGAAAAAAGGCGAAGUUAAAAAACAAGUGAAAAUGAUUGAAUCAGCAAUUGAGCAAACUGAAUCUCUGGUGAAACGAAACUUUAGUACAGAAAUCCUUGGAUUCAAUGAAACAUUUGAUAUAAUCCUACAGGAACAGGGCACCCAAGAAAACCGUGACACAGAGUGUAUUCCUCGGUUUCGUUUUACUAAAAGUGAAAAACUGAUUAACGUGUUGAACAGUGAAGGUAUAGGUAAUGUAAAAACUCUUUUUAGCGCAACUAAAUUGCAACAAUCAGAAGCCAAAGGUAAAGAAAGUAGUAAAGUAAUUGCUAGGACUAAAGGGAUAAAUGUUCGUGACAGUUCUCUUGAUGCUCAGGUACAAACCAAGCGUUACAUUCCUGUGUUAUCAUUUGGACGAGAAGGUGAGUCUGUUGGAAUGCUUAAAGGGCCCUCGGGGGUGGCAGUGAAUGAUCGUGAUGAAAUUGCUGUCACUGAACUCUGGAACAACAGGGUUUCACUGUUUAGUAGCGACGGUACCCACUUAAGAUCGUUUGGUAGGAAGGGUGAGAAUAAUAGUGAGUUUAAUGCACCUUCAGGGAUCGCUUUUGAUAGUCUUGGUAAUAUUAUAGUGACAGACUGUAAAACCCACAGGGUUCAAGUCUUUGAUAGAAAUGGUAAGUUUCUUCGUAAGUUUGGUGAAUAUGGAAGUCUUGAUCACCAGCUUACUUAUCCUGAAGGUUUAUCAAUAAAUGGCAACGGUGAUAUUAUUGUUGCUGAUAGAACUAACAAAUUAAUCAAGAUAUUCUCUUCCACUGGAGAGUAUUUACGAAAAUUUGGUGGAGCAGGUUCUUUGGUCAGUCCCUAUCACUGUAUCCAACAGGGUCAAUAUCUGAUAGUCUCAGACUAUGGUGAUGAUUCUAUUAAAAUGUUUGAUCUCGAAGGAAAGUUUAUUUCUAAAUUUGGAAAGCAGGGGGGAAAGGAUGGAGAGUUCAAUAAGCCCCGUUAUUUGUCAGUUAACAAACAAGGAUUGCUAAUGGUCUGUGAUUCAUUCAAUCACAGAGUUCAGUUAUUUGAACUUAGUGGAAAGUUUGUUACAAAGUUUGGAAGUGAAGGUAGCGAGAGAGGAGAGUUUAAUUAUCCAGUUUCUACAGCAAAUCUUAGUGAUGGGAGGAUAGUUGUGAGUGAUGAGGAUAACCAUCGAAUCCAGAUAUUUGACCAAAUAUGA
Messenger RNA from Porites lobata, 9723 nucleotides. NCBI's taxonomy places the organism in Eukaryota, Metazoa, Cnidaria, Anthozoa, Scleractinia, Poritidae. The record is from the annotation of a GenBank genome assembly.